GAGCCGAGCUGUUCCAUCGGCGGAGUAAAGAUGGCUGACCAAGGCGCCGCAGAUCCUGGUAAUAACAACAAUAAUAAACCUGAAGCCUCGGAGGGAACUAUUAUAAAGGUCACAGUGAAAACCCCGAAAGACAAAGAAGAAAUCGCCAUCGCAGAAGAUGCCUCUGUCACUCAGUUUAAAGAAGAGAUCUCGAGGCGGUUCAAAGCCAAACAGGACCAGUUGGUUCUGAUUUUUGCAGGGAAGAUCUUGAAAGAUGGGGACAGCCUCAGCCAACAUGGUAUCAAAGAUGGCCUGACAGUUCAUCUAGUCAUAAAGACAGCACACAAGGCUGGAGAUGGUGGUAGCACCUCAGCCUCUAGCUCAACUUCCACUCAAGCAGGCAGUACCUCCACCUCCAGUCCACCCACCAACCCCUCCUCCACAACAGGCUCUACUGGCUCUGCCCCACCACCCACACAGACGCCCAACAUAUUGACUGGCUUUGGAGACCUGGCUGGUCUGGCAGGACUUGGGAUGGGCUCAGCUAACUUCAUGGAACUGCAGCAGCAGAUGCAGAGGCAGCUCAUGUCCAACCCAGAGAUGCUUUCUCAGAUUAUGGAGAACCCGCUGGUGCAGAACAUGAUGUCAAACCCAGACCUGAUGAGGCAGAUGAUCAUGGCUAAUCCUCAGAUGCAACAGCUGAUGGAACGCAACCCUGAGAUCUCCCACAUGCUCAACAACCCUGAGCUCAUGAGACAGACAAUGGAGCUAGCCAGGAACCCAGCCAUGAUGCAGGAAAUGAUGCGGAACCAGGAUCGGGCUCUGAGCAACUUGGAGAGCAUCCCAGGAGGUUACAAUGCCUUACGGAGGAUGUACACAGACAUCCAGGAACCUAUGUUCAGCGCUGCCAGGGAACAGUUUGGCAGCAACCCGUUCUCAGCUCUAGGUGGAACCUCUGAGUCUGGUGCCCAGCCGUCACGGACAGAGAACCGGGAGCCCCUUCCCAAUCCAUGGGGGCCACCGAAUUCUUCUAACCCCUCAGAAAGUGGAGCAGCCAGCACAGGAAGCACUAGCACCACUGGGGGAACCAAUCCCAGUGUGUCCAACCCUCUGGGUAUCAAUCCGGGGAGUCUAGGAAAUGGCAUGUUCAACAGCCCGGGCAUGCAGAGUCUACUGCAGCAGAUCUCAGAAAACCCUCAGCUGAUGCAGAACAUGCUGUCUGCUCCCUACAUGCGCAGCAUGAUGCAGUCACUGGCUCAAAAUCCAGAGUUGGCCUCCCAGGUUUUGAUGAAUAAUCCCUUGUUUGCCGGAAACCCACAGCUGCAAGAACAGUUCAGAGCUCAGCUGCCUAUCUUUCUGCAGCAGAUGCAGAACCCAGAGGCGCUGUCAGUGAUGACCAAUCCCCGGGCCAUGCAAGCGCUAAUGCAGAUUCAACAGGGACUACAGACGCUGCAGACAGAAGCACCGGGUCUUAUGCCCAGUUUGAUGACAGGGGGAAUCCCUGGCAUACCCACAGGAGGGGGCUUGCCUGCAGAGAACCCUGCUUCAUCACCCAGCACUGCUGGAGCAAACCCCGCCCAGCAACAGCUGAUGCAACAGAUGCUCCAGAUGUUUGCUGGAGGAGGUGGAGGAGGAAGUGCAACGACCCAGACCCCAGAGGUUCGGUUCCAGUCACAGCUGGAUCAGCUGAACGCUAUGGGCUUCAUCAACCGCGAGGCCAACCUGCAGGCCCUGAUCGCUACUGGAGGAGACAUCAACGCCGCUAUCGAGAGACUGCUGGGCUCACAGCCCUCGUAAAGACAUACAGUACAUACUGACACACAGACACACGCCUUCAUACAUGCCUAACUCAUAAACACCCCCAGCAUCUACAGAUAACCAAGAGAAAUUUAAGUGUAUUGUCCCAAACUUUACAGAAUAUACUUGGGCAGGAUCUGUUAGACCCCCAUUCUACAUCUGUUACCAGAUCAUUCCCUUUUCCCAAUCCUUUAAUUUUUACGCAUCAUCCAACCGGAUCUGUGUCUCAGAGUGCUGCCGUAGAGUCGGACUGAACCACUCUCAACUCGAAGGGUGUUCCGGUGCAGAGAAAAAGGAGCGAAAACCUCUCCUGAAAAGAGAUUCCCAACCAUUUUGUUCAUUCAUUGAGUUCAGUUACAAGAUCCAGAUUAAACCCAUGUGAUGUGAUUGGUAGUUGGCUCUGUUUCAUACAUGACCACUGUGAGGCAGUUUGUUUGUAUUUAACUAGCAAGUUGAUACAUGAAGAUGUUCUGGCAUACAGGCAGUAAUCCUGAUCAUGAACAGGAAGAUAUCUUGUCUAUACAGAAGUUCAACCUCAUUCCUCCCUCUCUCCUCGAACAUGAGAUUCUACAUAAAUAGCUGUUUUUGCCCAACAGCUUCCACUAUUUAUUGCAAGCGCUUAUGAGAACGAUGCCCUCCACACUUCCCUAAAGUUGUAAUUUGUCAUUCCAGAACGAAGUGCCCACUCAUGGGUGCACCGUUUUUUUUUUUUCUUCUUCUUCUGAGGCACCACCUGCUGUCCUCCACUGCCCUGUAGGAGCAUUGUCAGCAAAUUAUAGCCUCACUCAGUGGGUUAAUUAGAAAGCCCCUCCAAUAAAUUCCACACAACAUCAUUCAGAACUUUUGCCAUAAUCAAAUAUGACAUGGCAGCAUCUUUGAAGCAGGGGGCGCUGUUAGAAUGAACAUGAAUGAAGCAAAACAAGCUUUCCUUUCAUUUUAAUCUGAUUCUUCAUUUUAUUUUCUGUUUUCUUUUCUUUUUGAGGUGCAGUUAGUACCUAGAGAUAACAAAUGAUUUGUCUCACUUUAAAUAAAUGUGGAAAUCAAGUGAGUGAAGAGAAAAACGUAAUGAAAUAAUGGAAAGGCUUUACAAACAAUUUUGGUAUGGUGGCACCAUACGUUUCUCAAAUCAAGAUCUAGGUUGUCUUAUUAUUUUUUUUUCUUUUUGAAAAUCUCAACAUUGUAGUUGUGGUAACCUUGGCAACUGCUUCUAUAGCUUUGCUUUGUCUGUUGACCUCAGCUGAAAAAAAAAAUCCAUCUCCCAAUUGAACAUGUUGAAACUAACUUUUAACAGUACUGUACUAAAAAAAAAAAUAAAACAUGGUCAAAAACA
Molecule: messenger RNA, 3106 nt
Organism: Amphiprion ocellaris (clown anemonefish)
Lineage: Eukaryota; Metazoa; Chordata; Actinopteri; Pomacentridae
Gene: ubqln4
Product: ubiquilin 4
Exons: 11
Coding region: 31-1776 (581 amino acids)
Biological process (GO): ubiquitin-dependent protein catabolic process
Cellular component (GO): cytosol
Molecular function (GO): polyubiquitin modification-dependent protein binding
Source: RefSeq, a predicted model, not a curated record